GUAAAUGCCUCUCUCUCUCUCAACAACAAAAGUCAAAUCUCUAUAUUUUAGUUCAUACUACAGAUUCAAACUAAUCUUCAAACCGGUGGUUCAACUGAAUGUUAUUUUAAUAUGCCAGUUUAGUAUUUUACUUUUAAUCCAGGGACUUGCUUUUAAAAAAAGAAGGUCAAAGACCUUUCUUUUUCAACAAGGAAAAGGUCAAUCUUCUUUUAUUUAUAGGGUUGUUUUAACGACUUAAAACCCUAGUAGAAGACGAAUCCUACAACAGUGAAACGAAAACCCCAGAGGACACAUGACGAAUAAUCCUAUCGCUCCACCUCGUAAGAAAAAAAAGAAGACGAAGAAGCCUCCAUCGUUUUCAUCAAUUCCAGAUGAUGUCAUUGUGAAUAUCUUAGCUCGGAUCUCGAAAUCUCACUACCGUUCCCUCUGUUUAGUCUCCAAAAACUUCAACUCUCUUCUCUCUUCUCCAGAUAUCUACUUUGUUCGAUCCCUAAUCGGUAACACAGAAGCUUGCCUCUACGUGCGCCUAUGGGUACGAACUCCCUCCUCCGGUCAUCGUCAUAGGUGGUUCACUCUCGGCUACCGUCAGGGUCAGUUAACUUUAGUACUGGUAAGAGCACUCUCUUCCUCGUAUUCACCUGACCGGUUAAACUCAACCACUGUAGCCGUCCAUUCCGAAAUCUACCAGAUAGGCGGAAGCAACGAGAACAAGCCGACCAGAGCCGUUAGAGUUCUUGAUUGUCGGAGUCACACGUGGCGUAGUGCUCCCGACAUGAAGGUGGCUAGGAAACACGCAAUGUCUUACUUUUUAGAUGAAAAGAUAUAUGUGAUUGGGAGAUGCAAAAAGACAAAGGAAAAAAUGAGUUGGGGUGAGGUUUUCGACCUAAAGACUCAGACUUGGAAGCCGUUGCCUAAACCUCCUAGUCAUGAUAAUUACGUCGAUGGUGCAGUUUUUGGAGGAAGGCUAUACGUUUUCACCAUAAACAACGAGAAGUAUGCAUAUGAUCCUACAGAAGAAAGUUGGGUACAAGAGGCGGGGUUUGAGGGUCUAGAAGGUAUAACUGGACCUUGGUGCAUUAUGGGUAGUUUAAUAUUUGCUGAAUAUCACCGUAUGUACGUUGGGUAUGACGCAAGCAAUGGAAAGUGGUUAAUGGUUCAUGGUUUGGAUGAGGUUCACACGAAACGUACUAAAAAUUCCAGAACGAUUCAGUUAGUUAACCAUGGUGGGAAACUGGUAAUAAUAUGGGAUGUGUGGCAUAUGUGUCCGAGGGAACACAAGAGUAUUUGGUGUGCGGUGAUUAGCUUGGAGGAGCGUUUGACUCAAUCAGGUAAUAUCUUGUUGGGGAAGGUCGAACGGUGCAAUGUUGUUUUGGAUUUAGUCCACAAGUCAUAUAAGCUAUCAAGCUGCCAAUCGGUUUUGGUCUGAAACUCAUAUGUUUGCUUUCAACAUAUUAUAUUUCUGAUAAGAUUCCAUU
Molecule: messenger RNA, 1475 nt
Organism: Brassica napus (rape)
Lineage: Eukaryota; Viridiplantae; Streptophyta; Magnoliopsida; Brassicales; Brassicaceae
Product: putative F-box/kelch-repeat protein At4g35120
Exons: 1
Coding region: 293-1426 (377 amino acids)
Molecular function (GO): protein binding
Source: RefSeq, a predicted model, not a curated record